CACAGCUGACUCAACCAAUUGCAUUCUAAACUGAAGAUAAUUUUUAGUGAAUUAUUGGAGUCCCAGGGGUGCCCAUCCCUGCAUUAGAGGGAGUACAGCUACAACCAGAAGUUACUUUUUUUGUAGCAGGUGAGGAGAAUUUAUGCAGAAGGUUAGGAUAAUUAAUGGGACAGGUUAGGAGACUUAGGUUUAGGAAAGUUUAGGAAAGUGUUAGGGUUAGCUAAAAUGCUCUCCUAACCUGCUACGAAAAGUCCCUUCUGAUCGUAGCUGUACUGUUUCUAGUCAUAACCAUCAAAGAUUGGCAUCCUAGAGAGGGGAAGAGAUGACGGCUGAGGUCAAACCAUCACCUUUUACAUCAAACCUGAACGAUGCAACUCUAGCAGUGGACUGGCCAACUGGAGCAGUUAUACUUGGACUCAUUACUAAGGUUUCCAUCCAACCUUUUUACGACAUGACGGAUCGACUCGACAAGACCCAAAUAUGGCUGGUGUGCAGAAAAAACCAAAUGAGGCACUGAGGAUUGUUCUGGUUGGGAAGACUGGAGUUGGGAAGAGUGCAACAGCAAACACCAUCCUGGGGAAAAAAAUGUUUGAGUCUAAACUUUCCCCUGUUUCUCUGACAAAAGAGUGUGACAAGGCAAGAGGGGAGGUGGAUGGGAGAGAAGUGGCUAUUGUUGACACUCCAGGCUUGUUUGACACUAACUUAUCACAAGAGGAGACCCUGAAGAAGAUUGCUAAGUGCAUCUCCUUCUCUGCUCCUGGGCCCCAUGUGUUCCUUGUAGUGAUUGCGUUGGUUAGAUUCACACAGGAAGAGAAAGACGCAGUGGAGAUGAUUCAGACAUUCUUUGGAAAAGAUGCAGCAAGAUACAUCAUGGUUCUCUUCACAAAUGCAGACCAGCUUGAAGAACAAACCAUUGAAGACUUUUUGCGUGCCUCUUCAGAUCUUCAGGAUGUCAUUGCCAAAUGCGGUGGGCGGUAUCAUGACUUCAACAACAGAGAUAAGAAGAACCGCUCCCAGGUCACUGAGCUGCUUGAGAAGAUAAACAAGAUGGUCAUGAUGAAUGGAGGAAGAUACUACACCACUGAGAUGUUCCAAAAGGCUGAGAGGGCGAUUGAAGAGGAGACGAAGAGGAUCUUGAGAGAGAAGGAAGAGGAGACACUCAGAGCGGAGGAAGAACUAAAAGCAAAAUAUGAAGGAGAGUUCCUAAAGAAACAACAAGCCAUCCUAAGUGCAGCCACCUUGGCAUCAGCCAGAGGUUCAGCUGAAAGAGAAAACAACUUCACAAAAAAUCCUCUGUGCCUUUUGAGCUCUUUGUGUAGUAUCCUCUGAGGUGUUGUCAUCAGAAAAAAACAAAUAACUGUGGGAUGGCAUUAGGCAUGUGACAAUAGAACAAGACAUGAAGUACUGAAGACUGGGGGAAAAAGCACCACGAUACUAUACUGCAAAAUCACAUGACUUUUCAUUUAUGAUAAAGUGCCAUGGAAAAUAAUAUUAGGAUAGGACUUGAUUUGCCCUUGAUGACAAGUGUUGGCCCGGAUGCCAAGUGAACUCAUACAAUUUGCUUACAAUCAUACCAUUGAGUGACCUGCUUUAAAUGCUGAAGCUAACGGAAUCUGCUAACCCAACUUAAAAUAUAUGAAGUAUAUCAUUGUUUUCCAUCAUCCUGUGUAACAGGUAACAACACACAGACGACUGUAAUGGCAGAGAGAAAGAACCUGAAUAAUCAUGAGUGUAAUGAUACAUGCAUACUUUGAGGUGUAUUUUAUAUAUUGAUCUUGAGAUUGGGACUUACUCCUGUAUCUGGCAUAUUUGAUUGUGACUGCAUGUACCGAGAAUUCGGUAUUAAAGCUAUUUCUUCAACUGCA
Molecule: messenger RNA, 1865 nt
Organism: Oncorhynchus gorbuscha (pink salmon)
Lineage: Eukaryota; Metazoa; Chordata; Actinopteri; Salmoniformes; Salmonidae
Product: GTPase IMAP family member 7-like
Exons: 4
Coding region: 481-1329 (282 amino acids)
Molecular function (GO): GTP binding
Source: RefSeq, a predicted model, not a curated record